This is a messenger RNA of Ogataea philodendri, 1179 nucleotides long. RefSeq lists its product as uncharacterized. The record is from RefSeq and is a predicted model, not a curated record. Gene Ontology annotation, cellular component: plasma membrane. The coding region runs from base 1 to 1179 and encodes 392 amino acids. The transcript has a single exon. NCBI's taxonomy places the organism in Eukaryota, Fungi, Ascomycota, Pichiomycetes, Pichiales, Pichiaceae.
AUGUCCUUUCUUGAAUCGACCAAGAAGUGGACUAUAUGGACUCUUAAGAGCUACUGGUUCUUCAUAACGCUGGCCAUCUUUGUGGUUAUCGCGCGGUUUGCUCCGAAUUUCGCCCGUCACGGCGGUCUUAUCAGGGCAGAGUAUACGAUCGGAUACGCUGCUGUGGCUGUGAUCUUCUUUGGUUCGGGUCUUUCCAUGGGAACCAAGCAACUGAUGGUCAACAUGGCGAACUGGAGAGCCCAUUUCACAGUCUUGGUGCUUCAAUUCUUGAUCACGCCGGCCAUAAUGUACGGAUUCUGUUGCGCUAUCAAGGCUGCCAAUAACUCAAAGAUUUCCAACUGGAUGUUGGUCGGACUUAUUGUGACCACAUCAUGUCCAACUACAGUUGCCUCCAACGUGGUGAUGACCAGACAAGCCGACGGAAACGAGCUACUGACUUUGUGCGAGGUGUUCAUCGGCAAUUUACUGGGAGCUUUUAUCACUCCCGCGCUCAGUCAAAUGUUUCUGACAGGAACGUGGGCAUUCGGUAACCCGGCCAACGGGUCAUCCAUCCAACGAGUUUAUCGAGACGUGAUGCAGCAGAUCGGAUGCAGCGUUUUUGUUCCGAUCUUUGUGGGCCAGGUGAUCCAGAACGUGUUCCCCAAACAGACCAAAUGGUUUCUCACCACGUUCCGCUUCAACAAGGUGGGAUCCUUUAUGCUUCUGUUGGUGAUGUUUUCAUCGUUCUCUACAGCAUUCUAUCAACAUGCGUUCACGGCAGUGUCGCACGAGUCGAUCAUCCUGGUGUGUUUCUUUAACGUGGGCAUCUAUCUACUAUUCACCGUGAUCUGUUUUUUGCUGUCACGCCCAUUUUUACUGCGCAAGCUGCCCGAGCCAACAAACCGAGGAGUCUAUUAUUAUUUCUACAAAACUGUGGCUCCCUUUUAUUUGAGCCGUCCAGAUACGGUUUCGAUGAUGCUUUGCGGUGCUGCAAAGACCGCUGCUUUGGGAGUUUCUCUUGUGACUGCUCAGUACGGAAACGACUUCAGCCAUUUGGGAGAACUGCUUGUUCCCCUGGUGCUGUACCAGAGUGAACAGGUGCUGUGUGCCGGACUGUUGACCAAACUAAUGAAGAAGUGGAUCCACGCAGAGGAUAAGGAGAAGGAUUCAAGCGCAGACGAAAGCACUGAGAAGGCUUAG